Messenger RNA from Rhodamnia argentea, 240 nucleotides. RefSeq lists its product as uncharacterized. Lineage: Eukaryota; Viridiplantae; Streptophyta; Magnoliopsida; Myrtales; Myrtaceae. The record is from RefSeq and is a predicted model, not a curated record.
AUGGAGCGUCAUAUAAAACAGGUCAUACUUGACAGGCUUCGCAUGCCAUAGAAAAUGCCGCUGAACCCUUCUUACUCUGAGCUGCAUCUCUUGUACUUCUCUUCUGGUAUUGAAAGCAAUACGUUCUUCAGAUUGGGAAUGUCCUUCUCGGCCAGAAUCACAGAGAACGCCCCCCAAUCGAGAACCUCGAAAAAUGGCGGCACGAAGUUGUCGGAUAUUAUCACCGGCACGCACUCGUAA